UAAAUGGUAGAGAGCGCGGGUAAGAGCGGAUAAACUCGAUGUGCGCGACGGUCGCAUCGCGAAACGAUUCGAUCGUUCCUACGAGGAGUAUCUUGUCGUCCGUUCGAUUAUUUCGCGAAUAUUAUAAUUGAUUACAUUUUAGAACGAGUCAAAAGUCGCGAUUUAUCUCAUUUUGUUUUUUCUUUUACGAGUUUAACCAACUAGUCGCAUUUGAAUUAUUGAGGUUAGGUGGUUUAGUAGUAAAUUAUCGUUAUACGAGAUAGAGAUAGGGAGAACGAAAGAGUGAAUAUGUGUGUGUGAAUGUGUGUGUGUGUGAGAGAGAGAGAGAGAGAGAGGGCGAGGGUGUAUGAGAGAGAGAAAGCGAGAAGAGAAGAGAAAAGGUCGUUGGUGGCGCUGCGGAGACUUCGCGCACAAGAAUAAUUAAAAUCAAUGUGACUUUGGUGCGGUGUUCGACGAGUCACGUUCUGCGUGCGUCGGUUUUUUAAAAAGCACUACAUUUACACGACCGACAUAGAGAGAGGGAUGUCGAACGGAUUGAUGCUGCCGAAUGAUAAUCACGAUACGUGCCAGACGACUAGCACCACCUCGAUGGUCACCGCUAAUGCCGCUGCAUCCGUGGAGGGGUUGCAGGGAGAACACUCUACUGAGAUGGACCAGCAGAACGUUACCAGGCCUACGUUGAAGAGACCUGAGUCUGAUCUGGAAGAUCCUAUACCAAAAAAGCGUCACAAAAAUCCACAGCCAAAAAAUGCAGUAUGUGCUUUAAACGAAUUAAAGACUGGAGCAGUAUACAAGGUAGUUGGUCAAACUGGGCCUACUCAUGCUCCUAUAUUUACCAUCGCCGUGCAGAUAGAUGGACAGACUUACGAGGGAAAAGGACGUACCAAAAAGAUGGCCAAACAUGCGGCUGCUGAACUUGCUUUAAGGAAUAUAGUGCAGUUUCGUAACACACCGGAAGUACAUCAAGCUAUUAACACGUGCCAGCCUGUCGUUCCCUUGGAACCUGAUUUUACCAGUGACGUCACAGAAAGAGAUAAUCAUCUUGUAAAUGCAUUCAAAACAUUGACUCAAGAACCAAAGAAUACUAAUAAAUUUUUGGACAAAGGUCCCGUUGCCCUUAUCAAUGAAUUAUAUCCUGGAGUUGUAUACAAAUGUAUAUCGGACAGCGGAGAGAGUUAUGCUAAGUUUACAAUAUCUGUAACAAUCGAUGGAGAAACUUUCGAAGGCACUGGCCCGAGUAAAAAGUUGGCCAAAGCUGCUGCCAGUAAAGCAGCCUUGGCAAAAUUAAGGAACGUUCACAGUUCCUCUUUUUGCAUUCAGCUCCCUGUUCGUGUAUUACCUAAUUUCUCGAAUUCCGGUCAUUGGCAGGAACAAAUGACUUUGCCACAAAUCUUGGCAGAUAAAAUAGGAAAAAUGGUAAAUCAAAAAUUCACUGAACUUAUACAGAGCAAGCCACAACAUGCUCGACGUAAAGUAUUAGCCGGCAUAGUGCAAACGAAUGGGUCGGAUGCCGAAUUAAUAUGCGUCACUACUGGUACAAAAUGUGUAUCCGGGGAUCAUUUAAGCGUAAGCGGUAGGGCCCUAAAUGAUUGCCAUGCGGAAGUAGUAGCACGACGAUGUCUCUGUGAAUAUUUAUACAAGCAAUUGGAGUUGCAUACCGAAAAUCGUUCUGCCGAGUCUGUCUUGGAACGUAUAAAGAAAGGGUUUAGAUUAAAGCAGGGAAUUCAGUUUCAUUUAUACAUAAAUACAGCUCCUUGCGGUGAUGCCAGAAUAUUUUCUCCUCAUGAAGAAAAUGAAUCGGUGGACAAACAUCCUAACAGAAGGGCCAGAGGUCAAUUAAGAACCAAGAUAGAAUCAGGAGAAGGUACGAUACCUGUGAAGAGCAGCGAAGGAAUUCAGACUUGGGAUGGUGUUCUUAUGGGACAAAGACUGCUGACGAUGUCGUGUUCAGACAAAAUAGCUCGAUGGAACGUACUUGGUGUGCAAGGUGCACUUCUAAGCCACUUCAUCGAGCCAAUUUACUUCCACAGCAUCGUUCUCGGCAGUCUGUUGAACCCAAGUCAUAUGUAUCGAGCUGUUUGCGGUCGUAUCGAAAAUACUAUUCAAGGUUUACCACCACCGUAUAGGCUCAAUAAACCAUUGAUGAGCCUCAUAACUUCGUCUGAAGUUAGACAACCAGGCAAGGCACCGAAUUACAGUGUAAAUUGGACUAUUGGUCAAAGCGAAGCAGAAGUUAUAAAUUGUACAACCGGAAAGGACGAAUUGGGUAAACCCUCUAGGAUUUCAAAACAGGGUCUCUUCAGGAAGUUCUUCAGUCUAUUAGGUAAAUUGGAUACGAUCGACGAUGCCGAUCAAAAUCAAUGCCGUCAUUACCUCGAUGCUAAAUCAUCGGUUCAAGAUUACUCUCUUGCCAAACGUCAAUUGAAGGACGCGUUUGUACGCGCUCAACUAGGUAGUUGGGUAAAAAAACCGAUUGAGCAAGAUAUGUUCGAGGUGGAUAUCUGACUAAAUCAGAGUAUCGAUGCGAACCCAACGAAUAGGAUAAACUCUCAGUUAACGGAGUAUGUAGUUCCUAGUGUAAAAUAGAUCGCUCGUUCGGCGUGUCAUGCUAUGGCAGAAUUUGGCAUCAGUAAAGCAUAAAUCGUAGGAUGUUAAAAGCAAAUAUUUUGACUUUGUCACUGCACGAUUCAACGACUAGUAAACAUGUCGCGUUCAAAGUGUACAAUGAAUCAAUUGUUUUCGGUUUUAAUCGAAAGCAAAAUCAAAUCGGUACUCUUCGAAUUUUUUGAUCUUAAAUGCUAGUCACACGUCAAUUUUUGACAGUUUCUAUAGACUGGUAGAUAGAUAAGGCGAAAAAUUUCGUUUCAUAAGCGUUAAUAAUUAAUCGAAGGGUGCAAGAGUAUUAGAAUGUUUUAGAUUUUACUUUCUGUCGGUGUGUCGAGAAAUCUGUGGAUAUUUCAGAAUGAAACGAGUCAGCACAUAUCCAUUUUUCGGAGUCUUAUUGUUAAACUUUGUCGUCGUUCUCGUACAUCUAUCUAAGUUUUAUUGGACGAAACAGAAAUCGACGAAAGACCCUUUACAUCCACCUUCUCUUUCUUCCUUUUAAUUGACUUCACUGCCUACCAAUUUUCCUCGAGGAACCUAUGCUUCGUGGUUAAGCUUCGAUCAAAAACUUUUCACGUAAAUUUUAUUCAACUUUCAUAUUUUAUUUCAACGUUUUCUUUAAAUAAAAGCUAUCGUUCUAUUACAAUUAUUCGGAACGAACCAAAUUGUAGUUUCAAAUUUCAAUAGCCUGAGUAAUGUACGUGAUACCGCAAACUCUAAUUCAACGAGCCUAUUGUGUCGACAAUGUGUAUCCGGGUCACUUAUUUCUAGGAGCUGUUGUAUCUGUAUUCAUAUACAUUCUCUAUAUACCUAUAUAGACAAAGAGAAGAAGAGAGAUCCUCUUGAAACGAUUCUCUUUUUCUCUUUCACUUUUAUUUGAAAUUUUAUAGGUCCUACUUCUGGUUAAUAAUUAAGCGAUUUUAAAGGACUUUUAGUAAUGUCAUCGUUUUCCUCAAAUAGUUCUUCCCUUUUUUUUAUCUGUAUGCAAGUUAUUUAACGUGCAAUAAGUUUUGAUUUAAAAUAAGAAAUAUCUUAAGUAUCCAGGCUAUACCACUAGCAAAGUUGGACCCUCGUUCCUCUCUCUCUUCCUCUCUCUCUCUCUCUCUCUCUCUCUCUCUUCCUUUCUCUCACUCUCUCUCUCCCUCUCUCUCUGCAUUUCCCCUCUCCUUCACUCUUCCUUUUAGAAAUCCAAGCCAUCAUUAGAACGAACUCAGACUCCGCGGUUGUUUUUCCUGAGGUCCCUCGCGGGAAAAAUCAAUGUCCAGUACCGUGCAGCGAGGGAUCUACCCGCGUAGCUGCGGUAUUGUUUUAGUAGGGCUCUAGUAUUUACUGCAUCCCUGUGAAAGGCUGUGACCGGAUCCAGAUUUUAACGAAGGAUUUUUUAAAGACAUCUUAAUCGUUCAUUGUAUCGUGGAAUUUGAUAAACGAACAAGAAGAAGCGAAAGACAUUUUCGAUGGCGAAAAAUCAAUCGAAAAAAUAUAAAAAAGAUAUCUUUGUGAAAAAAUAAGACAUUUCUUUUCUUCGACGUUUCAUUUAUCGUCUUCGCGAAUCCUUCGGUGAGAGAAGAGCGUCCUUCAACAGUUCGAUGUCGUUACCAUUAAUUUUGAUAGCACAUAUGUGAGAAUGCAUGUGCGUGUAUGUAUGUAUGUAUGUAUGUAUGUAUGAGAAAGAUUAGAUGAAUUAGCGCGAAUGUUUACGUUUACCAAAGAGAAAAUGAAACAUGAGAGAAAUGUGAGAGCAAUGAUAUUUAAAGAGUAAAGUAUUAAUAGAAGAGUAAGUUAUAAAUAUUAAUAAAUAAAUUAGCGGAUGAUUAUUUAGAAAGUCCUAAGAUCGUUGCCUCACUGUGCCAGUAUUACAAUUAUAAUGCAAUUCUGCCGUAGUGACACACUGCCCGAAGUCGGUCUAGUUUUGCGUCAAAGAACUCGACGACUCCGCCCGUGUUGCUUCUUUCAAUUUACUCUCCUCGAUUACCAAAACCAAAAUAUUUGCGUUCGUAUUUAUGUAUGUUAAGUUCAUAUCUACGUUUUUAGUUGCAUUUAGUUUAUCGACAAGUAUUUUAGAAAAAAAAAAGAAAAUAAGAGAGAGAGGGAAUAUCGGAAUGAAAUGGAGCUAUAUAUACGUAUACAAUAUAUUUAUCGAUAAAGUUAAAGUCAUUUACGUAUCACAUCAAAUAUUAGCUCUAUGUAAUUUUUUUGUUCAUCUAGAUGUAGUUAACGUAAAUAUUUACGUUUCUUUAUACUCGUUUCUUCGAUUCACUCUCACUCGACAUAAUAUUUUUUCACAUCAUCACUGAUAAUGACAAUCCUAGGAUUUUAGUUUGGCCUUCUUUUUAUUUAUUUAUUUAUUUAUUUAUUUAUUUAUUUAUUCUGUUGUAUAUGAUAUUAUUAAUAUUUUCUUGCCUUAAAAAAGAAAGAUAUUUGCUAGAAGUAGCUAGAAAUUUAUUUAUUUUGUUUAUUUCGUUAUGAUAAGGCAUUUAUUUUUAUAUUAUUUUUGUUUAUUUGUGAUAAAACCAUAAAAUUAAUGAUAUCAACGAAAAUGAUUUCGCUUUGUUUAAAUUGAAGCUGUUAUUUUUAUAUUGUUAUAUUUUACAAGCAUGUAUUAUAUGCAUAAAAAAACAGUGCCAUAAUAGAAUAUCAUGUUGUAAAUCGAUUCCAACAGGUUCAACAUUUUCAACAUCUUUUUUCUAUUUUUGUUACUUUUUUCUCUAAUCUAAUUUCUGACAUUCUUUCCCUUUCUUUCCUUUCCUCCCUCCCCCUCUCUCUAUUUCUAUUUCUAUUUCUAUUUAUAUCUUUCUUCUCAAGAAAGAACGAUGCAUUUCUUUUGUUGUAAUGCGUAUACAAACGUACGUAGCAACGAUCGUGCCAAGAAACGCAAUCGUUACGUUGCAUCGUACAUUAACAUAAACAUUAAUCCUCUAUAACUUUCAAAUUAUGUAUUAUCAUAUAUGCAUCUUAUUUCAUAUCUUCAUUAAAAAGAAAAAAAAAAUUCAUUUCAAAAUCAUAAGUUGUUUACUAAAUAUAUAAAUCAUACUUGAUGUAAUAUAAUAUAAAUAUGAAUAUUUGAAUUAUUUGAGUUAUAAGAAAAAUUGGGUUAUAGAGGAUUAAAAAGCACGAUGAAAGAGUAAAGAAGACAUAGAUGCUUUUUUUGCUUAUUGUUAGCUGACGCUUCUUCUAGUAGUCGAGACCCGUUUGUUGGUUCUAUCGCCCUCCGGCUAAGUGAAAACGAAAGAAAAGGAGGCUACGAUGUUAAAUACGACAAGAACAACGAGUCAUCAUUCGUAGUACGAAAGCUCAAGGGCGUACAUGCCUCCAUUCUCCUUCUCUCUUUCAUCAUUGUACUUGUGCAGUAGUAGCAGUAACGAUAGCAGCGAGGUAUCAUGUGUAUAUAUAUAUAUAUAUAUAUAUAUAUAUAUAUAUAUAUAUAUAUAUAUAUAUAUAAUGUAUAUGUGUAUAUAUAUAUACAUAUAUAUAUAUAUAUAUAUAUAUAUAUAUAUACACCAAAGGAAUCGCGUAAAAACAUACACGUACAUGUAAUACGUAUACAUAUGUACUUAUACAUAUAAAUAUAAUACAUUUUUAGAAAAAGAUUAUAUACCACUUAGUGGUCGAAAAGUGAUCGGUAUAAAUUUUGAGAGUGAGAAUUUAGUUAUUAAUUAUUACUCAGUAGUUUUAGUAGAAUUUAAAAAGAACUUCGAUUUCCAGUUUCUCUCCUGUUAUACGAAGACAUUAUCUAUUUACAAGUAGAAACAGUAUCGCGGGUGAGUCACCUAAAACUAAAAUAUAAAUAUAUCUCGGUUAUUUUUGAUGAUAAAAAUAAAAUUUCUGAAGAAGAAUAUGUUUAAUUCGAAGGGGUUGAUAUAGGAAUGAAAACUUUUACUUAUAGAUCAUAUUUUUUACAAUAUAGGGAUAAAAUGGAACUCGAUUCUCUUGAUUAUGAACAAAAUGUAAAACAGAUCAAGAUAUAUUCUAAACGUUUAUUAUAAUAAAAACGAAAUAUCGUCCUUCAAGUCCUCAUAUUUUUUAAUCUUAUAAAAUAUUUUGUGGAAGAUGAAAUAAAAUGAAACGAAUAAUGUGUACUCAAAUUUUCUUAAGACAAUACUAUUUAUAAUGAUGAUAUAUAUAUAUAUAUAUAUAUAUAUAUAUAUAUAUAUCAUUAUAUAUAUAUAUAUCAUUAUAUAUAUAUAUAUAUAUUCUAAUGUGUUUGUUAGAAGUCUAUUAAAGUACACGUUAAAUACUAAUUGACAUUGUUGUUAGGAUAUAAAAUUAAGAACUAUUGAAUAUCGUAAGUAAAUUUGUAGUAUUUUUGUUUAGAGUGACCACAAUAGAUUAAUUUUUUAAUCCCCGCUAUAUGAAUUUUUUCGAAUAAAAAGCUUCUUCAAAAAUCUUUUCUUAUCAUCACAAGUAAUAAAGAUGUUCAUGUUUCGCACUUUUAAAUGACUCUCCCAAUAUGUACACAUACAUAUAUAUAUAUAUAUGUGUGUGUGUGUGUAUGUAUGUAUGUAUAUAUAGACACACACACACAUACACAUAUCUCGAGCUCGUUUUCGAGUUAUCGAAAGAACAUCGAGUGUCGAGCAGGAAAAAUUUUCUUAUAGUCAGCUAGAUUUUAAGCUUGACUAGUGCCUCUAGAUGUAAUUUCUCCGAUAAGUAAGAAAAUCGAUCUAGUUGAAAUUACAAAUAAAUAUCUUUAUUUAUCAACAUCUAAAAAAUGAAAAAAAAAAAACUAAGAAAAAAGAGCGAACAAAGACAAAGCAGGGA
Molecule: messenger RNA, 7362 nt
Organism: Vespa velutina
Lineage: Eukaryota; Metazoa; Arthropoda; Insecta; Hymenoptera; Vespidae
Gene: Adar
Product: double-stranded RNA-specific editase Adar
Exons: 8
Coding region: 523-2505 (660 amino acids)
Biological process (GO): adenosine to inosine editing; RNA processing
Cellular component (GO): nucleolus; cytoplasm
Molecular function (GO): double-stranded RNA adenosine deaminase activity; double-stranded RNA binding; tRNA-specific adenosine deaminase activity
Source: RefSeq, a predicted model, not a curated record